Messenger RNA from Antrostomus carolinensis (chuck-will's-widow), 1452 nucleotides. RefSeq names its product tektin 5 (gene TEKT5). Gene Ontology annotation, cellular component: nucleus; microtubule cytoskeleton; sperm flagellum. The transcript has 7 exons. Lineage: Eukaryota; Metazoa; Chordata; Aves; Caprimulgiformes; Caprimulgidae. The record is from RefSeq and is a predicted model, not a curated record. The coding region runs from base 1 to 1452 and encodes 483 amino acids. Gene Ontology annotation, biological process: cilium movement involved in cell motility; cilium assembly.
AUGGAUUUUCAGGGGAGCAUGCAGCUACCCAGUUACUAUGGCCCAAAAAAGAGCUGCCUGUUCCCAGACCUAGCUCCCACCAGCACCACCAAGGAUGCUUAUCAGUCCUACUACCUACCAGGCUACCGCCACCUCAGCUCCUGGAGGCCCAGGCUGCUUCACAAAGUGGCUUUGGUCCCUCCUAUCCCUAACAAGCAAUUUAAUCCCACUGGGCAGUUGCCCACUAUUCUACCUGCGUUACGCUCUAGCCUGCAUACCCGCUACAGCACUUGUGACUGGCACCAUGAAAACAUGGUUCAGUUAAAAGAGUCUGAAGCCUCUAGGUACCAUGCUGGUAGACUGAACACUGAUUCAAUGAGACUCAUACAAGAUAAGGAUCAACUGACUUACCAGAUGCAAGAAGACAGUAGAAGAAACCUAAGAGAGAGGAUUGCCAAUAUUGAAUUCUGGAGAUCUGAGCUCAUCUAUGAGCUAGACUGUCUGCUGAAAGAGACCCAAGCCUUGGAGACGGCAAAGAAGCGGCUUGAAUAUACUGUCAGUGAAAUGCAAGGACCAUUGAAGGUAGCCCUAGAAUGCUUAUACCAUCGUGAGAAGCGUAAGGGCAGAGAUUUAGUCCACGACGAUGUGGAAGAGUGCCUCAUAAAGGAGGCUGAUGUAUUCAAGGACUGUCAAGAAAUACUGACAAAACUUGCAGAGAAAAUCAGUCAACAGUUGGGCAUUAACAGAGAUGUACAGCAUGCCCUGGAGCAAGAUCUUUCUGACAAAAACUCAGCCCAUUUUAUUGACGAGACAUGCUUUACCAUGAGAAAUACUUCAGAAAGAAUCAACUUUUACCCUGGAGUGGAAAAAGCAGAUGAGACUGUUUCAGUUCCUGCAACAUGGGCUAAAUUCAGCGAAGACAAUAUCAGGCGCUCUCAGCAUGAAAGGGCCAACUCUGUCAAGCUCCAAGAGGAGGCAGAGGCUGGACUGAAGAGCGUAUCUGAGGAGGUGUGGAAUCACUUCAUCGCUACCAACUUGGCCUUUAGCAAUCGUAUUGCUGAAGUAGCUGAUGCAAAGAAUAAACUCCAAGCACAACUGGCCAAGAUAAUUCAGGAGAUCUUCCAGACAGAAAAUACAAUCGCGUCACUGGAGAGAUCCAUAAAGGCAAAGGAGUAUCCACUUAAGGUUGCGCAGACGCGAUUAGAGGGAAGAACUAAACGACCCAAUGUAGAACUUUGCCGGGAUCCACCUCAGUUUCAGCUUGUCACUGAAGUUUACACUAUAGAUGACACUGUACAGACCUUAAAGCAACGCCUGCAAGAAGCUCGUGAUACUCUGCAUACACUGCUCCUCGACAAAUCAAGACUGGAACACGAAGUUGCCGUGAAGACGAACUCCUUCUUCAUUGACAAGAAGUGUAUGGACAUGCGUAAAACCUUCCCAAGCACCCUACGGCUCAUCGGCUACACCUGA